AUGCUGUCAAAGCAGAAGGCGGCCAAGCGGGCAGCCAUCAGCGCUACCGUGCGCAGGGAACAUCAGGCCCGCGAGAAACUAACGCGGCCGGACACGCAGCUGCACACGUCCCGCAACAAGGCGGCGGCGACGGCAUCAACAUCCUCAAGAGACGUGGACGACUUUAAGAAGAGGAAGAGUCGCACCGUCCUGCGCAGCAUCGAUGAGACAGAGGCGAGCAGCGGUGCUGGCAGCCGGGCGGACACGAUCCGAAGCCUCGGCGAUCAUAUCAACACACGCCUACAGGAAGUCGCAUUUGAGGACGACCUCGACGGGGACGUCUUUCAUGAGCGCCGGGCGCAGUUGAUGGAGGAGGCGCGGCUGGCGGCUGGCGUCCAGCAGCGCGACGUGUCCACCUCCGUGCGGCAUUACCUCGGCCACCGAAGGGAGAUGCGCGACCUGGACUCGAUGCGAAUCGCUCACAAUUGCAACUCCAUUACGUGUGUGGCGGCCCUCGGUAUGGACCGCAUCGUGUAUGGCGACAAGUCAGGAAAGGUAUACCUCACAGACGUAUCCCUCGCGACCAGCGGGGUCGGCAUGGCAGUCUCUGAUAAGGCAGAGUUGCAGCGGCGGCGCAAGGUGCUUCUAGAGCCGGCGCUGCCAUCCGGCAUCGUCUCGAUCGCCAUCAGCGACACGACGGCGAACCGCCCCACAGCGCGCGAUGUCUUUGAAAAGACGACGGUGGACAUGUCGUGCCCGUCGUACGUGGCAGCUGGCGCCAUGGACGGGUGCAUCAGCGUGUGGGAGACAUUCACGAAGGCGCACAAGGGACUUCUCUUUAUGCAUCGUAAGCCCAUCACCGGUCUGCGGUUCCGCAUGGACACGGCCGUCCUCUACUCUUGCUGCGAGGACGGCACGCUGCGGGUGUGGGUCGUGCCGCAGAUGAUCGCCGUCGACAAGCUCUUCGGUCAUGAGGGUCCCAUUCACUUCCUGGAUUGUCUGCGCAAGGAGACGGCGGUGACGGUCGGCGAAGAUGGCACGAUGCGCUUCUGGAAGAUGGAGGCGGCCACCCAGCAAGCGUACAGCUACGCACCUCCCCGGCUGCCUGAGAAGAGCGCCACCGCAGACGCCGCCGUCUCGUCGCCAGCGCCUCCUCCCAACGUCGUAAUGGAUGCUGUGGCGAUGCUUAACGAGAGCAUCAUCGUGGCGGGCGCGAGGGACGGCACCGUGGUGGUCUUCGACGUAAACCGUCGCAAGCCUCUUGUCGUGGUUCCAGCUGCGCAUGGUUGUGGCUUCAUCGGCGACGGCACGGGGCUCGAAAAGGCAGCGGCGGAGCUGGCGGAGGAGGACGGUAGGGAGCGAUUGGCACGUGGACACGCGACGGCAUCGUCUUCCGCCUCUGGCGAGGCGACUCGGCGUACUCCAAAUCCUAUCACCGCCGUGGCCGCCGUGCCGUAUGCUGAUAUAGUAGCGACCGCCAGUUACGACGGCGUAGUACGUGUGUGGCACGUGGUCGGUGUUGGCGCAGGUGCAACAGCGCCAGGAAAGCGCACAGAUGACAACCGAAACAGUGACCCAGCGCUCUCGUCGGGGAAGUGGGCGGCGGAGCCGCAACUUGUCCCAGUCGCAGAGCUGCCUGUUCGAGCUAUUGUCAACGCGCUUCACUUUAGCGACAACGGCAAUGUCCUCAUCAUUACCAUGUCGAAGGAGCCUCGGCGUGGUCGGUGGGUUGUGCAGUCGAGUGCGCGCAACGGUGUCUUGGUGGUGCCACUCACCGAGUCAGGGCGCCAGAGGCUGCAAGGGGUGCGCGGGGAGAUAGAGCACAUUCCUGCGCAGCUCUUCGGCAUUGACGCCGCCGAAGAGGAAGACGCUACCAGGGAGGAAGAGGAGGAGGCGCAUGCGGACGUGCUAGGGGCUGCCGAAGCAGAGCUUAACUCAAGCGGAGAGUUACACGCUAACGACAGCAAGACCAGCUUUGGUCGAGAGGACGGCGAGGAGGUCGCAGACAUGUUUGAUAUUGGCCCAGAUGGCAUGAUGCGCUUCAGAGAGGGCGUGUCUCUUGCUGGCGGAGCUGUCGUCGCCUCGAAGAGGCGAAAAGCGAAGAGUGGUAUACCCAAAGUGCUUCGGCAGACUAAGGAGCUAGUCGAUGUGACUGUGGCGCGCAACUCCGGCAGCAACACGAAGAAGGUGCUUUCGGCAAAGAAGGUCAAGUGCGUCGCCGCCAAGAGCAAGAGGUUGCAUGUGUCUGACACCGCGCUGGCAGUAUCUAAGAAAGCAAUGAAGAAGGCAAACGCGUGA
This is a messenger RNA of Leishmania braziliensis MHOM/BR/75/M2904, 2277 nucleotides long. RefSeq lists its product as hypothetical. Gene Ontology annotation, cellular component: small-subunit processome. Lineage: Eukaryota; Euglenozoa; Kinetoplastea; Trypanosomatida; Trypanosomatidae. Bases 1 to 2277 code for a protein of 758 amino acids. The record is from RefSeq and is a predicted model, not a curated record. Gene Ontology annotation, molecular function: snoRNA binding; protein binding. The transcript has a single exon.